UCCGAUCCCGAUUCCCCGCGCGCGUCACCAGCGAAUUAGUGCGCGAUUAAAUACGAGUUCGUAAACGGAAAGCGGACCACUCCUCUCGCUCGCGGGUCUCCACGCGAUGCGCGUAACCGACGUUCCCGACACCCUGCUCUGAGUAUCCUCGUCCCCGUAGACGCGCGAACGCGGUGAUGCUAGUCGCGCGCAGCACGCGCUGACACGACACACGGUGGAUUCGACUCUACCAGGAAAUCGCGAUUCCGAGAAAAGAUGUUGAUCUGGAUCCUCCUGUUAUUCCUGGCCUCUGGAAAUGGCCAGUUCACCCCGGACCAACCCUGGCCACCAGAGCAACCCUGGCCACCAGAACCACCGAUAGAAUCCACUCCUAGGCCUCCAUGGAAUCGUUAUGACGAUCGGGAUCAGACCACUCCCAGGGUUCCAUGGAAUCGUUACCCCGAAGAUCGGGAUCAGAAUGCAGGCUUUGGAUUUUGGAAUCCUUUAGGUCAAAAUGAGAAUGUCAUGAUUAAAGAAACCACAUACUUCAUAGUUGCAUCUCGCAUGGUCAGACCAGGUCAAGUGUACAGACUCGCCGUGAACAUUCUUCAUAGCCCACUGCCUAUGAUGGUGCGUUCAUCCAUUCAGCGAAAUGGCGUGGAAAUAGCGGCGGACCAUCAAGAAGUAAAGGAGGGCAUACCUGAGACUUUGAUGAUGCGCAUGCCACCCACUUCCGUGGGUGGUGACUACAAGUUACGCGUGGAAGGGAUGUACAACAGUCUGACCGGUGGCCAGGCCUUCCUGAAUGAGACCAAACUGAUAUUCUCGCAGCGCUCUAUGACUAUUUUCAUACAGCUGGACAAGCCCAUGUACAUGCAAGGCGAGACAGUGCGUUUCAGAACAAUCCCGAUCGACACGGAGUUGAAGGCCUACAACAAUCCCGUCGACGUAUAUAUGUUAGAUCCGAACAGAAGAAUUAUGAGAAGGUGGCUCAGCAGGCAGAGCAACCUGGGCACAGUGUCGCUGUCGUAUCAGCUUUCCGAUCAACCGGUUUUCGGCGAAUGGAUCGUGCAAGUAAUAGCGCAGAAUCAAGUGGAGGAGAAGACAUUCCUCGUGGAAGAGUACUACCAAACGCGUUUUGAGGUUAACGUCACGAUGCCGGCGUUCUUCUUUGACAACGAUCCCUACAUUUACGGUAUCAUUCAGGCGAAUUACACCUCGGGCGCGCCGGUGCGGGGUAAUCUGACUCUGAAAGCCAGUUUCAAGCCGCUAGAAAGAACGCGCAAUCCCUCAUUGGCGAUCGAACCAGUCGAGAGGUACUUCAAUUUCAACGAGUAUUAUCCAUCGUGGUUUAGGAUACUUAAUUUCUACGAGGACAGAAUACCAGUAUUGCGAUUCUUCAACGGAACGUACCACUUCCGAUAUCCUAUGCAGGAAUUACUCAGCUUUAUUCCAUCGACUGAAGGAUUGGAGGUUACCGUGGUCGCGACAGUAGGCGAGAGAUUCCUAGACGAGGUGAUCGUCGGCUACUCUACGGCAAGGAUCUUCAAUUCCACCACGAAGGUCCGUUUCUUUGGCGGUAGUCCGCAGGUGUUCAAGCCAGCGAUGCCGUUUACCUUGAACCUGGUCGCGUCCUUCCACGACAACUCGCCGCUACGACCCACGCAGCUCAGGGACGCUCUGAUGGAGGUCCGCGCGGACGUCGAGAUGCGAACUGGCGGACGUCGCAGCAUUGACACCAUAUAUCCGAGAGCGUCGCCGGAACACGCGGACGUGUGGAACGUGAAGAUGGAUCUCAGGAAGCUGCUCGGGCUGGAGCAAGACGCCGACCGCGCCAAUCAGAUUCUGAACGACGUCACCUCCAUGAGAGUCUCCGCGCAUAUCACUGACGGCGAAGGUUACAGAGCGCAGACCGAACUGUUGCUGCUCGCCCAUGAGUCUCCGAAUAUGAGGCACAUCAAGAUAUCGACAUCCACCGAGAAGCCCAAAGUCGGCGAGUACAUGGUGUUCCAUGUGCAGACUAACUUCUACAUCGAUGCCUUUAAUUAUCUUAUCAUGGCCAAAGGCAUCGUACUUCUGUCUGGCGAGGACAAUAUGCAGCACAAUAUAAAGACUUUCGCGAUUCCUCUGAGCCCGGAGAUGGCACCCGUCGCAACGGCGGUGGUGUAUUACGUGGGCCGCUAUGGCGAAGUGGUCGCAGAUUCACUGACCUUCCCGGUGAACGGCAUCUCGCGCAACAACUUUACCGUGUUCAUUAACAACAAGAAGGCAAGGACGGGCGAGCGCGUCGAGGUGGCCAUCUACGGCGAACCGGGCGCCUACGUCGCCUUGUCGGGCAUCGACCGCUCGUUCUACACUAUGCAGGCAGGCAAUGAGCUGACGUAUGCGAACGUGAUCACGAAGAUGGCGCACUUCGACGAGGAGACCAACGGCACGCACACGCACACCUGGCAGUAUCACGAUGGCGAUCCGGAUGAGUUGGUAUAUUAUCCGUCCUCCACCUUCGGUAUCGACGUUAAUCGCACGUUCGAUUACAUCGGUCUAGUCGUCUUCACGGACACUGUGUUACACCGACGGCCCGAUUUCUGCAACCGGACGCAAGGAUACGGCGAGUGCCUCACUGGUCGAUGCUACAGGCUGGAGAAAAGAUGCGACGGUAUAUUCGAUUGCGAUGACGGGUCGGACGAGGCGCGAUGCGUCGAGCGGAACGCGACUGACUUAGCACAGUUUCGCAAGUGGCGGUUCAAUCGGAUUCAAAGGCAGUACGAGAAUGUUUGGCUGUGGAAGGACAUCAAUAUCGGCCCGCAUGGCCGACAGAUCUUCAACCUGGACGUACCGCGGAGACCGGUACACUGGAUGGUCACCGUGUUCAGCAUGUCGCCCAGCAUCGGGUUCGGUAUGUUGCCGAAGGCGCUAGAAUACACCGGGGUUCUGCCGUUUUAUAUAAACGUGGAGAUGCCGACUCGCAGCAGACAAGGCGAGCAAAUUGGUAUUCGCGUGUCGGUCUUCAACUACAUGCGUUACAAUAUCGAGGCAACAGUAGUCUUGGCGGGAUCCAAAGACUACAAGUUCGUUCACGUUGAGGACGACGGCAUUGUGCAAUCGUACAAGCCGCGCACAUCUUUCGGCGAGCAUCAAUUCUUCAUCUGGAUCCCCGCUCAGGACGCCAGUAUCGUUUAUCUGCCCAUCGUGCCGGUGAGACUCGGCGACAUUAAAGUUCAUGUCUACGCGACCACGCUGAUCGGCAGGGACUCGGUGACUCGCAACCUGCAUGUCGAGGCGGAUGGGCUGCCGCAGUAUCGACAUCAAUCGAUUCUGCUGGAUCUCAGCAAUCGCGCCUACGUGUUCCAGUACAUGCACGUGAACAUCACCGAGACGCCCAUCAUAUCGUCGUAUGACGAGAAUCGUUACUACGUAUUCGGGUCUAACAAAGCGACCAUCAGCCUGGUCGGCGACGUGGUCGGGCCUAUCUUCCCGACGAUGCCGGUGAACGCAACGAGCCUUAUGAGUCUGCCGAUGGACUGCGCCGAGCAGACCAUGUUCAGCUUCGCCGCCAAUAUGUACACCACCCUGUACAUGCGCUUAAUCAAUCAGCGCAAUCGCACGCAGGAGAAGGAGAGCUUCUACUACAUGAACAUCGGCUAUCAGAGGCAGUUGUCGUUCAUGAAUCCCGACGGGUCUUUCAGCUUUUUCCGCACCGAUUGGAACCAGUCGAUGCCGAGUGUCUGGCUGACGGCGUUCUGCGCGCGAAUUUUCCAGGAGGCCAGCUUCUACGAGUGGGAAAACUACUUGUACAUUGAUCCCGAGGUGAUCGCCCAGGCGGUUUCUUGGGUAUUGAAACAUCAGACACCGGAAGGCGCGUUCUACGAGGUGACCUGGCUGCCGGACCGAAAGAUGAACAGCUCCUUGAAUUACAGAAAUGAUAUAAUCGCCCAUCGAAACAUCAGUCUCACCGCUCAUGUACUCAUCACACUGGAGAGCGUCAAGGAUCUCACGGGCGGUCUAGGGUCUCAAGUGGCUCUGAGCGCGGCCAACGCUAUCAAAUGGUUAGAGAGAAAUCUGAAGCUGUUAGAAGAACGCGGUAAGCCUUACGAAAUAGCGAUAGUAGCCUAUGCACUCUUGGUGGCGAAAGCCUCGACUGCCGAGCAAGCCUUCAACAUCCUGGCGAGACACGCACGAAGAGAGGGCGGAUUGACGUACUGGGGCAGAGAACAAGUGCCGCUUCCUCCGUACAAGAUGGAGAAUCAGAAGCCCUUCCUGCUGCCGCGCUUACCCUACAAAUACGACUCGGAGAACAUCGAGACAACUGCAUACGCGCUACUCGUUCACGUCGCCCGGCAGGAGAUCAUGAUUGAGCCGAUAGUGAAGUGGUUGAACGCGCAGAGAUUAACGGACGGUGGAUGGGCCUCCACUCAGGAUACCGUUUGGGCGAUGAAGGCGCUGAUGGAGUAUACCGUCAGAUCGAGAAUCAGGGACGUCAGUGCGCUCACGGUAUCAAUAGAGGCUACCUCUUUGCCGGGGCAGACCAAGAUGUUGACCGUGAACGACAAAAAUCUAGCGAAACUUCAAACUAUUGAGAUUCCGGAAGCGUGGGGAACUGUAAAAGUGCAGGCGAAGGGUGCGGGCUAUGCUAUUCUGCAGAUGCAUGUGCAGUAUAAUGUGGAUAUAAAGAGAUUCCAAACAGAGCCGCCGAUUAAAGCUUUCGAUCUAGUCACCAGAGCGAAUUUUCAUGGCAGAAAUCAGUCUCAUAUCUCGUACCUUAGUUGUCAAAGAUGGACGAAUCUCAACGAAUCUGCGCGCUCCGGUAUGGCCGUGUUGGAUGUAGGCAUACCAACCGGCUACAUAAUUCAGCAACAAACUCUGGACAGAUACACCCUGUCGAGGCAGGUGAGGAAUCUCCAGAGAGCGCGUUUCCAAGAAAAGAAAGUGCUCUUCUACUUUGAUUAUCUGGACAGCGAAGAGACGUGCGUGAACUUCACGGUGGAACGUUGGUAUCCGGUCGCAAAUAUGUCGCGAUAUCUUUCCAUUCGCGUUUACGAUUACUAUUCGCCAGAACGUUUCAACGAAUCUAUAUUCGACGCACUGCCUACAUACACAUUAAAUAUAUGCGAAGUUUGCGGCAGUUCUCAGUGCCCCUACUGCCACAUUUACAAUGCUGCUAUGCUUGUAAGUACACCGACAGGUUUUCUACUCAUCGUAUCGCUGAUCGUCACAUUAACAAGGUACUUCCGAACGCAGCACUUCAGAGACGGCUAGCGUUAAUCGAAAGGUAAAAAACAUUCGAUCCUCAUCCGUUUCUAUUGCCAUGAUUUGUCUUUGCCUAACGGAGCACAAAUAUGGAACGAUACGAUCAUCAGAACGUAGUACAUGUUUUUACGAAUCUCAUUACUAACAAUAAGUGUCUGAAGAGCCGAUUUAAAUAAUCUUUCUUCCUCUUUUAAUUUGUUCAAAGCUGCUUACAUGGCAGCGACAAUUUUCUUUAGCUCCUUAGAAAGCUCCUUAGAAACAAUCGUCAGUUGGUAAUAGCAAUGAAUUCUCUGGGCUGUAUUCUUCUAUCUGAAGAUACUAAUGUACACAUAUAAAUAGUACUAUCCAAUCAGUUGUUUUCGUGCCUUUUUGAUUGAGAAUCAGAACGACAUGUUUAUUACAAAUUCCAGGAUUUUAGGAUCUUUAAAUAUAUGACGUACCUAGAAUUACAUAAACAACUUUGAUUCUAAAAAUAAAUGCGAUACUCACGUUAAAGAUCUUUUUUGCUACGCAAUGUGUGGCACAGGAUGUUUCGUAUUUUUAUAAAAAUCUCACGAUUUUUUCGUAUACUUAUUUUUAUAUAUUUUCGUAUUUUUAAACGACUUUAUAAUUUUUGUACGAUUACAUUUUGUCAAGAAUGAAAUAGGAACAAUUAAUAUUUUAUUGCUUACUCGAAGGCCUAUAUAAUAUAGCUAUAGAAUGUCUAGUAUUAUUUAUACUUCUGAGUUAUACGAAACGUAAAAAAACUGAUAUCAUGAGAUUGCACGAUCAAAAGUAAUUAUUUCUGAAAGUAUUAACAUAUUUUAUAUAACUUCGUGCAGUUUAUAUUAUGUCUAUAUUUUUAUUU
Messenger RNA from Wasmannia auropunctata (little fire ant), 6073 nucleotides. It is a transcript of the gene Mcr, whose product is annotated as CD109 antigen. The record is from RefSeq and is a predicted model, not a curated record. Gene Ontology annotation, molecular function: protein binding; endopeptidase inhibitor activity. NCBI's taxonomy places the organism in Eukaryota, Metazoa, Arthropoda, Insecta, Hymenoptera, Formicidae. The transcript is spliced from 6 exons. Gene Ontology annotation, cellular component: extracellular region. The coding region runs from base 256 to 5235 and encodes 1659 amino acids.